Triplophysa rosa is the source of this 2778-nucleotide messenger RNA. RefSeq lists its product as uncharacterized. The record is from RefSeq and is a predicted model, not a curated record. Lineage: Eukaryota; Metazoa; Chordata; Actinopteri; Cypriniformes; Nemacheilidae. The coding region runs from base 760 to 2778 and encodes 672 amino acids. The transcript has 12 exons.
UUGUUGCACCAAAUGAAAUGUGCGCAUGGUGCUACAAAUUGUUAGAUAAAAGUUAGCCAAGGGUUAGGCACUGUUGGUGACAAAAUUAAAAUAGGUGUGAUAGGCAUAUCCGAUUUCAAAUAUGAUAUUCUUUGUUGCAACUAAGUAGCCUAGUUGCUUACGAGUUGUGCCACAUUCUACUGCCAUAUUCAUAAUCAUAAUUUGGAUAAAAGUGUCUGCAAAGAACCUAAAGAUAUAUAUCCCGGUGGGGACCUAAAGCUGAACGCGCACCAACUCAUGGGGACUCCUGUUACCGUGGGGACGAAUAUUGAGGUCCCCAUGGGCAAAAAAGCUUGUACAUAAAUCGUAAAGAACAACAUUUAAAAAAAAUCUUAAAAUCCAAUAAGUUUUCUAUGAUCUUUAGGUUUAGGGGUUGGGUUAGGGGAUAAAAUAUAAAGUUUGUACAGUAUAAAAACACCUAUGGACUGUCCCUACGGAGAUAAUAAACCAUUUUGUGUUAGUGUAUUGUAAUGUGUAGUUUAGUUAUCAAUUCUAUACUGAUUUAUUUUUCUCUUUAUCAACAGGUUCUCAAAUACAAUUUAUCUACUAAUAAAUAGCAGCUGACUACAAAAGGCACUUUUAAGAGCCACGUUUGUAUUGUCAUUCUCCCUCUUCUCGUUUUUGUAUUGUUCUCUCUCUCUAUCUAUUCCCUCCCAUCCCGUCCUCUCCCCUCUUAGUGGUGUGUUUGUUCUUGUGCACUUUUGCGUGUUCUUGUGCACCAUGUCAGAUCCUAAGAUGAACCAGCUCUUGGAGGAGGUCAACAGUCUUGUCAACCAGGCAGAAGACAUGGAUGAACUCCAAAGGCUGCAUGAGGUCAUCCACAUGCAACAAGAGGCAGCAUCAUCCAUCCAGCCAUCCACCAGCCAGCCAUCUGUGAGGUGGAUUAAGAGGGACAGUGGAGGGAACAUUAUUUAUGGGAGGCCAAGAUUCUCCAGAAAGCGAGCAGCAGGUCUUAGCCUCAGACAAACUGGAAAGACAGGUGGUUCCCCUUUCAGGGCUCCGGAAACCAGUGUGGAAAUGACCAAUGACUUUUCUCACAUAAACGCUGAGUCUUUCCUUCAAGAACUAAAGCGCUCACUGGGUGAAGAUUUAGAUGACAAAGAAACACCACCACAAGCUUCCAGUGAUUGGUCAGUGAGAAAAAGUCUUGUCUCAGGGUGGUGGGCGAAAGUGAGGCCCUGGUUGGUGGACAAAAUGGUGGCUAAGCAGCAUGUGGCAAGUCCAGUCUGCCAGAAAUGUUACUCCAGUCCAGCUAUGAUCCAUUGUUGUGACUGUCGACCACACCCCUUCCUCUGUGCCCGUUGUGACAGCAGCAUCCACAAGGCUCAAGUCUUCCACAACAGGGACUCAAUUAGAGAAGGCUUCUUUCAGCCAUUGCCUCCGACAUCCUGUUUUGUGGAGAAGGUUCUUACCCAGUGCGUGUGUCUUGUACCCUUGGAGAUGCCAGGGAGAAUAUGUAGCUGUCCUCAGAGCUUAAGUGUCAUCACUGGAAAACCCAUUGCUGUGGUUACAAUGAAUGGCCGAUAUGAUCUCAACUUGCCAGAGUUGAAAUGUGAGGUAUGUCAAGCCACAUGGAGUGCUGGAGUGGAUGAGCUGGUCCAUAAUGACUACUGGCCUGCUACUUCUCAAUUUUCAACAGUGUAUGCUACAGACAUCCUAUUUUCCUUUGAGGAGUUGAAGAUGGCAGCACCUGGGAUGUCCAGCCAAGCAUUUCUUAGAAUGCUAGAUCAACGAACUGUCCGCUUUGGCCGUACUGGAAAGGUCAUAGCAGACAGCUUCAGAAAAAGCUUUUUGGAGUGGGAGGCUGUCCGAUUUGAAAUGGACAAAGUCAUCCGGGAAGACCACUUUAACUGCCCAGCAUGCACCCCAAACAUGCUUGCGGUCUCUGUUGAUGGAAACCGUAAGCAUUAUAGAUUCAAGAGUGCAGCAAGAUCAGAGGAACAAGCCAUCUUUAAUGGUGUCUUCAUAGCCAAGGAUGAUGAUGUAGCAAGAUUCGUAGACUAUGUCCAUUCCUCGACCAGCCAUGUCUCUGGAAGAGGUGUCUGUGGGGGACAGUGGUCAGCAGCACGAGAAACAUCACAGAAGUCCUCCAGCAAAGUAGAUGAGGAGGGCCUAGAACUUGCCGUUUGUCGGCAUGGUGUUCUUCUUUGUGCCCUUAAUAUGUUCAGGGGGGAGGUUUUUGCUUACCCUCUGUACCUCCAAAAAAAAAUGGCUUGUAAGCCGGUGAAAUUCUUUGCUAUGGAUGUUGCAUGCAAGUACUGGCCUUACCUCCAGAGAGUGAGUGAGAGAUGCCCUGAGCUUCAGGAUCUGCUCUCAAUGAAGCCAUUUCUGUCAGUGUUUCAUGCCAAAGCCCACGACUUCAAAUGCGAGGUAAAAUGGAGUGGGGCAUACCAGGAGGGGGCUGGUUUGACUCUUGGGGAGGAGGUGGAGCAGUGUAAUGCCUUCCUCUCGAGAAUUGCUGUUACCACAAAGCACAUGGCAAAAGCAGGACGCACAGACAUGCUCACAGUCAUGGCCAUGCUCUGGAAUCAGCAAAAGACUAAUAACUUGGCUUCCACACUUGCCCGCCGAUAUCAAAAGGCCACAAUUGCCCUGCAAAGACAAUUGCAUAACAUGGAAGCCAUGAAAACUGAAAUGGCAGUCACAGAUGAUCAGCUGGAGGGUUGGUCAAUGAUGUUCAUGCGGUCUUGCCUCGCCUCGCCUCGCCUCGCUUUUGUCCCUGAACCCUUGAACGUGUAA